AUGGGAGAGAACCCAGACGCAAGCAAAUGCCCGGUUCACCCCCGUCUGAUGAACACCGGUGGUGGCGGCACCAAGAAUCGUGAUUGGUGGCCCGACCAGCUAAAGCUCAACAUCCUACGCCAGCACACGUCGGUAUCCAAUCCACUGAACAAGGACUUCAACUAUGCCGAGGCAUUUAAGAGUCUUGACUAUGAAGCCCUGAAGCAGGAUCUGCGUGCUGUCAUGACAGACUCGCAGGACUGGUGGCCAGCCGACUUUGGCCACUAUGGUGGUCUGUUUGUCCGCAUGGCCUGGCACAGUGCUGGCACCUACCGCGUCCAGGAUGGACGUGGAGGUGGUGGGCAGGGCCAGCAACGAUUUGCGCCACUCAACAGCUGGCCGGACAACGUCAGUCUCGAUAAAGCACGCCGUCUCCUGUGGCCCGUCAAGCAGAAGUAUGGCAAUAAAAUCUCGUGGGCGGACUUGUUGCUCCUGACGGGCAACGUGGCUCUCGAAUCCAUGGGCUUCAAGACCUUCGGCUUUGCUGGCGGCCGCGAAGACACGUGGGAGGCUGAUGAGUCGGUGUACUGGGGAGGCGAGACGACUUGGCUGGGCAACGAUGUUCGCUACACCAAAGGACACGAAGGUGUUAAGGGUCACGGCGUAGUGGACGGUGAUGAGCAAGGUAGUGCCGACAACGAUAUACAUACACGCAACCUGCAAGAGCCGUUGGCCGCUGCUCAUAUGGGUCUGAUAUACGUAAACCCUGAAGGCCCCGAUGGAAACCCUGAUCCUAUCGCUGCGGCCAGAGACAUUCGUGUCACUUUUGGUCGCAUGGCCAUGAAUGAUGAGGAGACGGUUGCGCUAAUUGCCGGCGGUCACACGUUCGGUAAGACGCACGGCGCAGGUCCUUCCGACAAGGUGGGCAAGGAACCUGCGGCGGCCGGUCUCGAGGAGCAAGGCUUGGGCUGGCGCAAUGGCUUCAACUCCGGCAAAGGUCCCGAUACCAUUACCAGUGGUCUCGAAGUCACAUGGACCAAGACUCCGACGAAGUGGAGCAACCACUAUUUCGAGUAUCUUUUCGGUUUCGAGUGGGAGCAAACAAAGAGUCCAGCCGGUGCCAAUCAAUGGGUAGCGAAGAAUGCGGAGCCCAUCAUUCCCGAUGCCUACGAUCCCAAUAAGAAGCAACUUCCAACAAUGCUUACAACGGAUCUUUCACUGCGUUUUGACCCCGAGUACGAGAAGAUUUCGCGACGCUUCCUUGAGAAUCCAGACCAGUUUGCCGACGUUUUUGCGCGCGCCUGGUUCAAGUUGCUGCAUCGCGACGUCGGCCCCCGCGCCCGGUACAUCGGCCCCGAAGUACCGGAAGAAGUGUUGAUCUGGCAAGAUCCGAUCCCAUCUGUUGACCACCCCUUGAUUGACGAAAAGGACAUUGCUCUAUUGAAGAAGGACGUGCUGGCAUCUGGUGUUGAACCUGCUAAGCUUGUUUCCACUGCCUGGGCUUCGGCUUCCACAUUCCGCGGCAGCGACAAGCGAGGAGGCGCCAACGGUGCACGUAUCCGCCUCGAACCUCAGCGCCACUGGAAGGCGAACAAUCCUUCACAGCUCGCGGAAGUGUUGAAGGCUUUGGAAGAUGUGCAGAAGCAAUUCAACGACUCGCAAUCUGGUGGCAAAAAGGUGUCACUGGCUGAUCUUAUCGUUCUAGCCGGAACCGCCGCCGUUGAGAAGGCUGCGAAGGAUGCCGGCCACAACGUAACAGUUUCUUUCGCGCCUGGUCGCAUGGAUGCGUCGCAGGAACAAACCGAUAUCGAGUCUGUUGGCUAUUUGGAGCCUGCGGUUGAUGGUUUCCGCAAUUACGGUAGAUCGACACACAAGGUGCGCACUGAGGAAUUCCUCAUCGACAGGGCGCAUCUUCUGACGCUAUCGGCGCCGGAAAUGACUGUAUUGGUGGGCGGUUUGCGCGCAUUGAACGCCAACUACGACGGGUCAGCUCAUGGUGUUUUUACUAAGCGUCCUGGUCAUCUUACGAACGACUUCUUCGUCAACUUGCUCGACAUGAGUACUGUUUGGAGGGCAGCUGAUUCCGACGGUGAAAUCUAUGAAGGCACAGACCGCAAGUCGGUACAGAAGAAGUGGACCGCCACUCGCGCCGAUCUCGUCUUUGGCUCUCACGCCGAACUUCGCGCCAUAUCGGAGGUAUACGGCAGCGCUGACGGAGGAGAAAAAUUUGUGAAAGAUUUUGUGGAGACGUGGACCAAGGUGAUGAACCUGGACCGGUUUGAUUUGAAGUAG
Molecule: messenger RNA, 2271 nt
Organism: Pseudomassariella vexata
Lineage: Eukaryota; Fungi; Ascomycota; Sordariomycetes; Amphisphaeriales; Pseudomassariaceae
Product: heme peroxidase
Exons: 2
Coding region: 1-2271 (756 amino acids)
Biological process (GO): hydrogen peroxide catabolic process; cellular response to hydrogen peroxide
Cellular component (GO): cytosol
Molecular function (GO): heme binding; catalase activity
Source: RefSeq, a predicted model, not a curated record